Molecule: messenger RNA, 1197 nt
Organism: Gordionus sp. m RMFG-2023
Lineage: Eukaryota; Metazoa; Nematomorpha; Gordioida; Chordodea; Parachordodidae
Product: ketosamine-3-kinase-like
Exons: 8
Coding region: 31-963 (310 amino acids)
Source: RefSeq, a predicted model, not a curated record
AUAAGUCAUUAGAGCAUUAAAUCAUAUGUUAUGAAAUUUGAAGAUUUGAAAAACCUAGUUACUAGUGAAUUAAAUGUCAAAAAAUUUGAAUGUUUAAACAAAGGAGGAGGAGGAUGUAUUAACACAGGAGAAUCUUAUAUAACCGAUAUAGGGAAAAUAUUCAUUAAAUCAAACGAUAAAGAAAAGUCUGAUAUAAUGUUUCAAGGUGAAUUUAAGAGCUUAUUAGCAAUUAUGGAAACUAAUACAGUUAAAGUUCCAAAACCUAUAAAAAUUAUCAAAAAUUUAAAUGGAAAUGAUAUUUUUUUAAUAAUGGAAUACAUUGAUAUUGAAAGAUGCAAAAAUCAGAAAGAACUUGGUUCAAAAUUAGCAAAACUUCAUAUUUAUAAUAAAACAAUGAAAGAAAAUAAUUCUAAAGAAUAUGUUAAGGAAUUUGGUUUUUCUAUACCAACAUGCUGUGGAUUUUUGCCCCAAAACAAUCACUGGUCUUCAGAUUGGAUUGAAUUUUUUAUUCAGCAAAAAUUAGAAUACCAAAUCAAUAUGAUAGAUGAUAAGCACAAUGAUAAAGAAUGCAUUUCUAUUUGGAGUCAAUUGAAAGAAUGUAUACCAAAAUAUUUUGAUGGUAUAAUUAUAGAACCAUCCCUUUUACAUGGGGAUCUGUGGUCUGGAAAUAUAGGGCAAACACCUGAUGGAGAUCCAGUUAUAUUUGACCCAGCUUCUUUUUACGGACAUCACGAAUAUGAUUUGGGAAUAGCUGGUAUCUUUGGAGGGUUUAAUGAACAGUUUUAUAAAGCAUACCACAAAGUAUUUCCCAAAAUGCCUGGUUUUGAUGAACGUCACCAAUUGUAUCAGCUGUUUCAUUAUUUAAACCAUUGUAAACAUAAAUGUUUAAAUAGGAAUCAUUUUGGUGGUAGUUAUCGCUCGCCUUCUAUCAAUAUCAUGAAAAAGCUAAUCAAGGAUUAUUAGAUUUAUCAAAACAUUUAUUUAACAAUGUAUUUUAAUUUCUUUCUUUACAUUCAUUUUCUGGUGAAGCGAAUUUUACAAUUUAAUUUACAAAUCUAUCAGUAAUUUUUUUAAGUCGAUUCAACAAAUAAUUGUUUUAUGAUGAAAUUUCUUUUUUUUUACCAUAUAUUAUUUUCAAGCAGUGCAUAUUUUAUAAAUUUAUUCGUAAACCUGUAUAAUGAAUAAUUGACUAAAUAA